This is a messenger RNA of Syzygium oleosum, 1015 nucleotides long. RefSeq names its product mediator of RNA polymerase II transcription subunit 28. The transcript has 4 exons. Gene Ontology annotation, cellular component: mediator complex. Gene Ontology annotation, biological process: regulation of DNA-templated transcription. The record is from RefSeq and is a predicted model, not a curated record. Lineage: Eukaryota; Viridiplantae; Streptophyta; Magnoliopsida; Myrtales; Myrtaceae. Bases 300 to 725 code for a protein of 141 amino acids.
CAUCCGCAGCCUGCACAUGCGAAAGAAUCGAGCGAAACCAGAAAACCAGUACCUCCCUCUAUCAGAGGCAGAGAGCCUCAGACAAAGUUCCAUUCCUAGCGCGCGCAUCUCUCUCUCUCUCUUCGUGUCACGCAGGAACACCCCUUUUCAAUACAGUUCGUUCUUGCAUACCGCAUCUUCGCUUGCGAUUGAGCCGGUUUCGCAUACAAUCCCUCAUUUUUAUUCUGCGUUGGAGCUCGCAAGUCUGCGAAUUUCUUCACAUUUUUCGAGCUUGAAGAAAACCCAUCCGAGGAAACUAAAUGUCUGAGAGACAAGCCCUCGAUCAGCAGCAUCAAGUUGAUCCCCAGCUGCGAUCUCCGCAGUCUCCAAAGGAAGAUAUGCUGGCUUGUGUUACUGCACUGGAGGAAGCUUUGCUGCCAUGCCUGCCGGCAAGAGAGCUUCAGGCUAUAGACCGAUCUCAACAUCCUUCACAUCAAAUUGAUGUUGAGAGGCAUGCUAGAGAUUUUAUGGAUGCUGCCAAAAAACUUCAAGUUUACUUUAUCACUCUUCAGCGUGAGGAUCAGCCAACCGAGGCUGAAAAGCUUAUGAAGGAGAUAGCUAUGAUGAAGGAAGAACUAAAAAUAAAGACCGAGCUCAUCAAGAAACAGGAGAGACUGAUCCAAGGGUGGAGGAAGGACUUGAAGGACCAAUUCGACAAAAUCAACUGUGAACUUGAGAAGGUAUAGACAAUUUCCGGUGGACUAGGUCUAUAUGCUCAACUUCUAGAUGGACAAAAGAUGGAUUGCCUUUUCUGCUGCUGGUUAUCUUAACAUGAAAAGAAUUUUAUUCUCAGAGUGCAUAAUUUUUCAACCACUAUUCUGUUUUUUUUAUUCAGUGGGUCUUGUAUAAUUAUAGGCUCUUGCAUAGACAUACCGCAAAAGGGGAAAAAUCACCCUUCGCAAAGCAAUCUGUGGGUCAACCAAGAUCAUUGAUGCCUUACGUUAGCAUUUGUUAUUCUAAUUGUCAGCUUUAGAUA